AAAGUACUUAUACCCUCCCCUUCAAAUUAAUUCGUUCUUCUUCCCGCCAUCACCUACAAUCAAAAAAUAUACCCAGAGUACAAAUCAUCCUCACACGACAGCAACAUGUCUGCUCGUUCAGGUUUCGAAUUGACUGAUAGAGCUCAACAAGCUUUAUCAAAUGCUCUUCAAUUAGCAAAAGACUAUGCUCAUGCAAAUUUAUACCCCGUCCAUAUCGCUUUAGCUUUGCUCACAGAAGAUUCAGCAAAUUUACAACAACAACAAGGCUCCAUUCCAGGAGGAUCAACACCAUCCAGACCUGGAACGCCAGCCACUCCUGCCCGUGCUGCAGGCAAUCAAUCAUUAUUCAGAAGCGUUUUGAGUAAAGCAGGCGCUGACAGCUUCAAGUUAGAAAAUUCUUUACGUGAAGCUUUACGCAAGAUUCCCUCUCAAAGCCCUGCUCCUGACGAGGUGAGUCUUUCAUCAGCAGCAAGCAAAUUGUUGAAGAAAGCAGAAGAUCUCAAAACAUCACAACAUGAUGCCUACAUCGCUCAAGAUCAUUUGCUCUUGGCACUCAUGGACGAUGCAAGUGUCAAGCCACUCCUUCAACAAGCUGGUUUGGCAAAUGAUCAAUUACUCAAAACUGCCAUCCUCCAAUCUCGUGGUCAAAGAAGGAUCGAUAGCAAAAGUGCAGAAGCAGGAUUCGAAGCUCUUCAAAAGUACUGCGUCGAUUUAACAGAUAUGGCAGCCGAAGGCAAAUUGGAUCCCGUCAUCGGAAGAGAUGCGGAAAUUCGACGUGUGAUCCGAGUUUUGUCUAGACGACGAAAGAACUGCGCUUGCUUGGUCGGUGAAGCAGGUGUGGGAAAAACUGCAAUUGCAGAAGGAUUGGCACAAAGAAUCAUCGAGAGAGAUUGUCCUCCAAGUCUCCUUGGUCGUCUCUUGUCACUCGAUUUGGGUGCCUUGAUGGCUGGUGCAUCAUACAAGGGAGAAUACGAAGAACGUGUGAAAUCGGUCAUCAAUGAAUUGGAAAAGGCAGCCGAUGAUGGAACAAUCGUCAUCUUGUUUAUUGAUGAAAUGCACUUGAUCGUCUCGGGCGGCGGUUCAUCUGGAAUGGAUGCUGCCAAUCUCUUCAAACCAGCUUUGGCACGUGGUAAGAUUAAGGUUAUCGGUGCAACAACAUUGCGAGAGUACAAGACCGCAAUCGAAAAGGAUGCUGCUUUGGACCGUAGAUUCCAAAGUGUGUUUGUUAACGAACCUGAUGAACAAGCCACUUUGGCAAUCUUGCGAGGUGUGCGUGAAAAGUAUGAGAUUCAUGCCGGUGUUCGCAUUCUCGAUUCAAGUUUGGUAUCUGCAGUUCAAUUGGCAAAACGUUAUUUGCCAUACAGACAUGCUCCCGACAGUGCUUUAGAUUUGAUUGAUGAAGCAUGUGCGGAAGUCGCAACAAAUAGGGAUACGCUUCCAGAAGAGUUGGACAAACUUCAAAGACACAAAAUGCAACUCGAAGUUGCCAUUCACGCUUUGGAACGUGAAAAGGACAAAGCAAGCAAGGAAUCGUUAGAGGCGACCAAACGUGAACUAGCAACUUUGGAAGAUGAGCUCGGACCAAAGAUGGCUGAGCAUGAAGCUGAAAAAAGCAAACAUGACGAAUUGGCAAAUGCACGUAGACGAUUGGAGGAUGUUCGAAGCAAAGCCGAUGCUGCUGAAAGACGAUAUGACGUCCAAACAUCCGCAGAUCUGCGCUACUACGCCAUUCCCGAUUUAGAAGCACGCAUCAAGCAACUAGAGGAAGAAGAAAGACGCAAAGCAGAAAAGGGAGAAGUUGAUGCCAAUACGACAGUCACACCAGAAGUUGUUGCAACAGUUGUCGCCCGCUGGACAGGGAUCCCAGUCAAGAGCAUGUUGGAGAGUGAGAAACAACGCAUUCUCAAAUUACCCAAGUUGCUCGGUAAGGAAAUCGUUGGACAACCGGAAGCCGUUCAAGCGAUUGCCAAUGCUAUUCAAAUGAGCCGUGCUGGCUUGCAAAACCCCAAUCAACCUGCAUCCUUUUUGUUCUUGGGAUCAAGUGGUAGCGGUAAGACCUUAUGCGCAAAGACGUUGGCCAAGCUCUUGUUCAAUGAUGAGAAAGCAUUGGUCCGAAUUGAUUCAAGUGAAUAUAGCGAGAAGCACUCUGUUAGCCGUUUGUUCGGAUCUCCUCCUGGCUAUGUCGGUCAUGGAGAGCCAGGUGCAUUGGAAGCAGUUCGUCAACGCCCUUACAGUAUCAUCUUGGUGGACGAGAUCGAAAAAGGACAUCCGCAAACAUACCUUACGGCCUGGUUGCAAAUCUUGGAUGACGGUCGCGCAACGGAUGGUCAAGGACGCUUGAUCGAUUUCAGUCAAUCAAUCAUCAUUUUCACUUCCAAUUUAGGCUCACAGUUCAUCAAUGAUGCCGAAGAAGGUGAAGAACUGUCAGACUCAACACGUUCAUUGAUCGAAGGAACAGUCUCGUCUGCAAUGCCACCAGAAUUCCGCAAUCGUAUCUCUGCAACGGUCAUCUUCCGUCGCUUGACCCGUGACAACGUUCGUGCAAUUAUCGAUUUACGUAUUCGCGAAAUUGAAGAACGGUCUAGGAAGAACGGAAAAGAUCUCCGCUUCAACGUUUCGGACGAAGCAAAAGAAUUCUUGGCAAGCGUUGGUUAUUCACCCAGUCUUGGUGCACGUCCAUUGAUGCGUGCUAUCAAUCAAUACAUUCUCAGUCCAUUAUCUAUCCUCCUCUUACGUGGAGAGGUUUUGGACGGUGAAAAGGUGAAUAUCGUCUUUGAUCCGAUCAACAACCGUCCAAUCGUUCAAAAGAAUCAUGACAUUCCUCGCGAUGAAGAAGGCGAUGUGGAAAUGUCAGAGGAUGAAGACGACGAAGCCUACAUUGUCGAAGAACCACUUGACUAAAGAAUUGUACGUAUCCCAAACAUCUGUAUAUAUAAAACUUAUUCAUCAAAUUGUAUCAAAUGUCAUCGUAACCGUGUUCAUUUUUCCUGUAUGUAUGUGUAUUUCUAUAACUGAGCAAGAUGAGAUUGCACUAGUCUCAAGAUCAUGAAGGU
Meira miltonrushii is the source of this 3053-nucleotide messenger RNA. Its product is annotated as P-loop containing nucleoside triphosphate hydrolase protein. Lineage: Eukaryota; Fungi; Basidiomycota; Exobasidiomycetes; Exobasidiales; Brachybasidiaceae. The record is from RefSeq and is a predicted model, not a curated record. Bases 106 to 2901 code for a protein of 931 amino acids. The transcript has a single exon. Gene Ontology annotation, cellular component: cytosol; cytoplasm. Gene Ontology annotation, biological process: cellular response to heat. Gene Ontology annotation, molecular function: ATP binding; ATP hydrolysis activity.